AUGGCCUACAAAUUCGGACUCAUCCUCGCCGCUCUCGCCGCCACACCGGCGCUCGCACUCCCAGCCGGGCUUCCUCAGCCCCCCAAUCCCGAAGACUGGACCCUCCUCAACUUCCGACGCAACUGCGCAGAAGACCAGAGCAGAUGUAGCUACAGCUUCCUCGUCUCCGAAGAGGCGACAAAGGUACCAAAGUACUGCAACUUUGACAUUGACGCCGCCGGCGGUCUCCCCGCGUACCAGACCGACUUCUCGUCCCUGACGUGCCCCGGCGUGCCAGAGUACAGCAUCAACGGCGGCUGGGACGAGCGCGAGUUCAUCACCCUGACGGUCAUUAACGACGAGAGGAAGCUCCUGUCCUUCUUCGCCUACAGGGACGUCGACCUCUGGGCCGGCGAUGGUGCCGCGCCGCAGCAGUCUACGGUGUAUAUCUACCCGAUGCCGGCGGUUAAGCGGGAGGUUGAGACUAGGGAUGAGGAGAAUAGUCUUCCAUACGCCUCUGAGUGGAAGAUCAAGGACCUCGUUAGAUACGAGUUCAACCGGGGAGCCCCUUACACCGACGCACUCAUCAUAAGGUUCGGUAUCCAGGCCCUCGGAACUCCAAUCGAACAGUGCCUCCUCAUCAUUCCCCUGUUCGAAGGUACCAGGCCGCUGGGCAAGAGCUUCUACGACGCACCCUGCGACUACGGCGGAUGGACGGCUUCCUGGGGCCACAACGAGACCACAGACGAGGCGGUCUUGUCCCUAAUGAAUGCAAACCAUGACAGGAUUGCCUACUUUGGGUACAACGGUGUCAGCACCAAUGUCGUUCUUGGCAACAACGGUCCUAGACCUGUCUCACAGCUUUGA
Molecule: messenger RNA, 846 nt
Organism: Colletotrichum phormii
Lineage: Eukaryota; Fungi; Ascomycota; Sordariomycetes; Glomerellales; Glomerellaceae
Exons: 3
Coding region: 1-846 (281 amino acids)
Source: RefSeq, a predicted model, not a curated record